AUGAUUUCCGGGUAUUUCGUUUUUCGCGCCGGCGCGCCCAACCCGCUCAGCAUUGCGCGUCAUUUUUGGAUCGAGGGCGCCCACUUCUCGCUUGGCCGGGACGACGGUACCGUACGGCACGGCACGGCUUCCAUUGACUGCAAACGUUUCUCUCUGGACUGCUGUUUGACCAUGGUACGCAUGAUAGUAACCCAACCCGUUGUAACUCCCGUUCAUUCCCGGGAAGAUUCCGCUGCGGAAGAAAGUCAUGAAUGUCUUCGUAAGCUUCAGGAAGGAUCUGAUUUGUCUGCGAGCGACUGGGAAGAAAUAGGUCGAGAAAAGAAUCAAAUUCCUGUAUACUCAAAGAAUUUACCCAGCCAGAUCAAAGGUGGCUCGCUCGUCCGAGUCCGUGGAAUGGUUCAGGACAUGUUCGAAGCGGAGUACUUCAGCACGUCACUGAUCCCUUCCCAUUCCCUGAAUGGAAAUUCUCUGGCGGAACGAACGCCGCUCUUUCUCAGCCCGGUGCCCUUUACGACACCCUGGUACCAGGAAGAACUCAAUGAUGGAGCAAGUUCGGAAGAAAAUCAGGAUAUGCACCGAAGCAAGCGCCUUCGUCUCGAAGAAACUGGGGAAGAGGAUCAAUCAUCGGAAUGUAACAAUCAAAACCGCUGGUGGUGUUCCGAGUAUAUGAAAAGCGACCCACAUCAGACUCCUGUCCUAGCAAAGUUCUAUUAUGACCAGUACGGUGCUCAAUCUCCCAAAAUUCUCCUCAAUGAGCUCGUGGAAGCGGUUGGUGUAUUGGAAUGGGAGGAAGACGUGACUUCCUCUUCAGGCACCAACAACACCACACCCGUGACAUUAGACGAUACAAUGGGUGCCGGGGCGCACACACUUUGGGCUGACGAGGGGAUUGACACGGUGAUAGCUACGACCAUCCCUACGGAUAUACCUCGUUUACAUGUUCUGUGGUACCAGACAUUUACCUUGGAUCAAUCAUUAUACGAGUCGGGUCACGAAGACUUCACGAAGGAUUCUUUCGGCGGGGAAGACUGCCAUCAGGCUCCGAAUCUCCUGUCACAAGCAUUAUCCGUAUCCGAGCUCAGCGCCAAUCUCCUCUGGAUGACGCUUUUGUCUCAGGCCGAGCGACAUGUUGUUUCCGAAGAGUCAUCCGACCCGCACUGGACACCCGUGUCGACUCCAGACAAUACUACAUUGGGCUGUCUAUCCACACAAUUCGUGCUGCCGGAUACCAGCGAUUGCCGUCAGCUCGCGCAAGUCAUGGAACAUGUUUUAUCGCAAGUACUUCCUGCCGUGUAUGUUGUCACCAUUACCCAGGAAGCUUUGACUCUUUUGCGGCCCCCUGCCAAACGAAACGGACGCAUUGAACCCACGCCGAUGCAGCUGCCGCGGGGGGCAACGCUUGUCUUGAACGCGUCCGAGCUAGAGGAGGGCCAUCUUUUGGCGUCCCAGAUAGAAACACUCCAAUCGUUCCAAAGUAUUGCACUCAAUCACAGUGUACCAUACGAGUUUGAUGGGGGCGUCCACAUUGCGUUUGAAGCCGACGUGAGAGUCUUGGUGUUGUGCACAGCCAAAACCGCCAAGAUCGUGCCGUGUCACGAGCAAGUCAAGUGUGACUUCAACGCGCAUCGGUACCACCCUGGAACAAUUUUACAAACUGCGCACAAACUACGUCAGGUUUUGGCUAGUACACGUAACCUUGGUAUCAGCCAUCGUUGCAACCCCAACAAUAUCGCACUUUCCAACUCUCUACUAGAUCGAGCCCAAAAGGAUUUCAUUCAGCGUCGGCUUGAAUGUCGACAGCAGAAACGAUCAGAACUCUACACUGAACAAGACUUUCACAGGUGGUUAACUCUGACACGCUUACAGGCCCGGAGCCGCAAGUCCGCCACAGCUAACAUUUCAGAUUGGGAACGAGCUCUGGCCUUGGACGAUGCCCGGAAUGAUGAAAUUCAAUUAUUUCAAUGA
This is a messenger RNA of Phaeodactylum tricornutum CCAP 1055/1, 1965 nucleotides long. RefSeq lists its product with no specific name. Gene Ontology annotation, biological process: DNA-templated DNA replication. The coding region runs from base 1 to 1965 and encodes 654 amino acids. Lineage: Eukaryota; Bacillariophyta; Bacillariophyceae; Surirellales; Neidiaceae. The record is from RefSeq and is a predicted model, not a curated record. Gene Ontology annotation, molecular function: chromatin binding. The transcript has 2 exons.